UGUAUGUAUCACAUUUGGUUACUACCAUCCACCCAUCAAUACGGCAAGAAAAGACUCCAAAUUUUACAAAAAGUUAAAAAUGAAAGACUGGUGCAUUGUGCAGUUCAACACUGGUGCUACGGAAAUUGUCCCUAGUACAUGGUUAAAUGGGAAGAAAUUGUCAUGGCCUCCAUAUCCUCCGCGAGACACAUUUAGGAUCCACGCCGCAGUAAAGAGGAGAGUUCAUCCUGGUGCAACAUGGCUCACCUAUUCACCAGUCCGGCUUCUCAUAAGCCAUGACACAUUUGAAGAAGCCGAACGCAGUCUCCAGAAAUAUCUCAGUGAACACUGUGAUACAUCUGACCUUCAGUCCGAAGCUGAAAGUCAGACCACUCCUAAAAGAAAGCACAAAACAAAUCCCCUGUACACGUAUAGUGACUCAGAGGAUGAGCAGCCCACAAAAAAAAGGUUUCCCCAGGCCCCUCGAGUGAAAAUACCAGCCCUCAACGCUUCGCAGUCUUCCCCCCAGCCCACUGACAGCAGACAUCAUAAUGCCCCUCCCAGCUUCCGGCACCUUUCGCCACUCCGGGAGAACAUUCCGAACGACACACCUUUACAAUCUCCCCAGCAUGCAGAGUCUGAUGUAGAGGCCUUCUCUAUAGAUGAUUCCAGAGACUCUGUGAGGCCACUAUUACAAGAUGCGACCGCACAAAAGUUUUUAACAAUGCUGUCAAACCUGACGAGAUCUGUCAACGAACUGCGUGAGGAGGUCAGAGCCAUCCGCAAUACCGGCUCAAAUGAAUCUGUAGAUGCUGGGGUACUCCCUUUGGAUUUGCCCUUAAACAGCAUUGAGGAGCUAAACCAUGCAGAGGCAGCUCUUACGUCGCAAGAGGCAAUUAAGGCAAUGGUGAGACGCUUUGCCUUGAUUGGAGGGACCACACUUGAGGUGCGAGUCCGCCGUGUAAUGGCUUAUGCCAUUACAAAUGAGCUGGCCUCACUACUAAACUGGGCAGGGAAAAAAACAAAGGACCACACGAAGCAAAAAAGGGCAUUUAAAGAUACUGCGCUGUGCAGAUGCAUAUUUGAUGGCCUGACGCAGCAGUUAGGGGCAAACUCGAUGUCAGAGUUUCUCUUUGCACAGGCAGUGCAGAAGUGGCUACGGUACGCCCCAGACCGUUUGGGUGGUGCAGGACGCACAUCAUCCGUCCCCAUCCCGGAGGAGCAGUAAAAACUACAAAGUUAUAUUAAAAUAUAAAUGUAAAAUAGAAAACUGUGUUUAAAUAAAGUAUUUAGCAAA
Oreochromis niloticus (Nile tilapia) is the source of this 1276-nucleotide messenger RNA. RefSeq lists its product as uncharacterized. The record is from RefSeq and is a predicted model, not a curated record. NCBI's taxonomy places the organism in Eukaryota, Metazoa, Chordata, Actinopteri, Cichliformes, Cichlidae. Bases 80 to 1207 code for a protein of 375 amino acids. The transcript is spliced from 10 exons.